AUGGAAAAGGAAGUGGAAAAAAAUAAGUCAAAAUUAGUGAAUCAGUACAAGAAGGAAAAACACAUUUUUGAGCGGAGGAAGGACUUCAAGGUCGUGGCUUUAAAAAAAAAUAGUGUUAACUGUUGGUUUGAAACAGGAAGUGAACAGUCGUCACCUGAUUUCCUCCUUUGUUCCUGUCAGGCCACCAGAGGGCGCUGUCACUGCAACGCCACCAAGUCAAAGAAACCCAUCAUGCUGCCGGUGACGUUCAUGGACGGCACGACCAAAACGCUGCUGACGGACUCGGCCACCACGGCCAACGAGCUCUGCAACGCCCUGUCUGACAAAAUCAACCUGCGGGACCGCUUCGGCUUCUCGCUCUACAUCGCGCUCUUUGACAAGGUCUCGUCUUUAGGCAGCGGGAACGACCACGUGAUGGACGCCGUGUCGCAGUGCGAGCAGUACGCGAAGGAGCAGGGAGCCCAGGAGAGGAACGCCCCCUGGAGGCUGUUCUUCAGGAAGGAGAUCUUCACGCCGUGGCACUGCCCCGCCGACGACCAGGUCGCCACCAACCUCAUCUACCAACAAACCGUCAGGGGCGUCAAGUUCGGAGAAUACCGCUGCGACAGGGUGACUGCUUUUUAUUUUACAUCCUGUCAGACUCUAAACUAGAGAGAAGCAGGACUCACAGUCGCCUACAUCAUCUCUGUCUGUCUUUUGUCUUAUUUAAGCUGAGCUUAACUGGUUAACUGUGGGCCAAAAGCCUGAGCAAACAGGUUUUAAGGGCUGAUUUGACAGAGUCCAGGGUAGGAGCGUUUCAGGUUUUACUCUUCAACCAUCGAUAUCAACAUUUCUACCUGUUGAAUAAUGAUGUUUUAUGGUGUGACAACACUGUGGUUCAGGUCUGGUUAGA
Thunnus maccoyii (southern bluefin tuna) is the source of this 892-nucleotide messenger RNA. Its product is annotated as unconventional myosin-VIIa-like. The coding region runs from base 1 to 651 and encodes 216 amino acids. The transcript is spliced from 4 exons. The record is from RefSeq and is a predicted model, not a curated record. Gene Ontology annotation, cellular component: cytoskeleton. Lineage: Eukaryota; Metazoa; Chordata; Actinopteri; Scombriformes; Scombridae.